Candidozyma duobushaemuli is the source of this 408-nucleotide messenger RNA. RefSeq lists its product as uncharacterized. The coding region runs from base 1 to 408 and encodes 135 amino acids. The record is from RefSeq and is a predicted model, not a curated record. The transcript has a single exon. Lineage: Eukaryota; Fungi; Ascomycota; Pichiomycetes; Serinales; Metschnikowiaceae.
AUGGCCGGUCUCUCCCAAAAUGUGUUGAACAUGAAAUUCAUGAAAGGAGGGGACAAUAAGACCCCUCCCAGUAGCCAGCCUACCACAUACAAACGAGUCAAGGACCCCUCCGAGUGGUUUCUUCCUAACCGUGGGCAAGUUCAACAAAAGAUCAAACCAGCUAUGAAAGUCAGCACGGUUGGAUACGGAAGCAUAGCUUCGUUCACUGCUGAAGACUCUGAACCAGAAAAAGAAGAAGCCCAAGAUGCAAAACCAGCACUCAAGAAGGACAAAUCGCAAGAAGCUGAUGAAUUCCUCAAGGACAUCAUGGGCAAGUCCAAGAAGGGCAAGAAGCGGAAAGCCGAGAAAUCAGAGAAAUCAGACAAGCCUCCAAAAAAGAGCAAAAAGCCAAAGAAGCAAAACUCCUAA